Petromyzon marinus (sea lamprey) is the source of this 1691-nucleotide messenger RNA. It is a transcript of the gene M6PR, whose product is annotated as mannose-6-phosphate receptor, cation dependent. Gene Ontology annotation, cellular component: endosome; trans-Golgi network; Golgi apparatus. NCBI's taxonomy places the organism in Eukaryota, Metazoa, Chordata, Hyperoartia, Petromyzontiformes, Petromyzontidae. Gene Ontology annotation, molecular function: protein domain specific binding. Gene Ontology annotation, biological process: protein targeting to lysosome. The record is from RefSeq and is a predicted model, not a curated record.
UUUCCCUCGUCCGCACCACUUCCGCUACUGUGCAUCACGAGCACGUGAUGCGCCAGGCGGUGUCAACAACGAUGAUGGGAGGCAUGGAGGCUCCGCUGCCGAUGCGCUCUCUCGUGCUGCUGCUGCUGCCGUCGCUCCUCUCGGCGGUGUCGGCGCAGACCCCGGGCUGCGCGCUCACCAUGAAAUCCGGGAAGCCGUCCGAACGCGAGGCUCUGCUGCUCGCCCGGCUGGAGCCCCUGCGCGGCACAACACUGGUUUCGAGCUACCAGUCGGACGACGAUGUCUACAACUACACGUUGCGCGUGUGCGACUCCGUGGCCGGGGCCCCCGCCACCGCGGGACUGGUGCAGCGCGACGCCAAGGGAGCCCAGACUGUCGUGGGGCGGAUCAAUGAGACGCACCUCAUCGGCGGCCUCGACUGGAUCCUGCUGAUUUACAAGGGUGGCGAGGCCUACGACAGCCACUGCCACUCGGAGAAGCGCAAGGCCAUGGUCAUGAUCUCCUGCGACCCCUACAAGCUGGCCAGUCAGCUGACGAUCGUGAGCGAGGAGCGGGAGAAGGACGCCGACUGCUUCUAUCUGUUUGAGAUGAGCAGCUCGGUGGCCUGCAACGACCAGGGCAGCGGCCUCGGAGCCGGCGCCAUCAUCUUCAUCGUGCUGCUGGUGCUUAUCGCCGUGUACCUGCUCGGCGGUUUCCUGUACCAGCGCUUUGUGGUUGGAGCGAAGGGCGCAGAGCAAAUCCCAAACUACCACUUCUGGCAGAACCUGGGCAACAUCCUGGCUGAUGGCUGCGACUUCGUGUGCCGCUCCAAGCCGAAGAACCAGGCGGCGGCGUACCGCGGUGUGGGCACCGGGGCCGAUGGGGACGGCGCCGAGGAGGAGGAGGAGAGGGACGACCACCUCCUGCCCAUGUGACCUGGCGUCUGCCCCCCCGCCCGCACCCCCCUCCCCCCAGCGACUCGCUCCCUCGGGUCGCCACCCCACCCACCCACCUCGCGUCUCUCUCUCACACACGCACAGCCCGCCGGACCUGCCAAACCCAUCCCCGCCAUCACCCCCUGCUGCCGCCCCCGCUUAGAGACGUAACGACCUCAUCGUCGUCGUCGUCGCGAUCACCGCCACGUGUCUCGGGGUCACGAGUUCACCGGUCGGAGGUUAGCAGAGCACAAUUCAUUUACAGCUGCUUGUCAAUCCACUGCUGGAUGAAGGCCCCCCCCCUCCCCCCACGUCCAGUUCAGUCAUGGGGGAAUUCUUUUUUUUUUCCAUACUUCACUUUUCCGACCGGAGCAGAUAAACCACCACUGAUGUUAGCCAUGGCCCCCGGGGCUGCCGCACUUGUACCGCACCGCGCGCUAACCACUCCGCCACCACUCUUCCCUACCCCCCCCCCCCCCCCCCCCCCCGAUUCAUGAUUCAGGGUGGUGGUACAAAUCAGGGUCGUGGUACGAUUCGGGGUCACGGUUAGUGUUCCAAUUCAUCGCAGUGCGAGCCUCUAGCAGUCUACACUGGAGUGGAUCUGUAGCUCCCGUCGUGUUCUAAACCUAUGGCGUUUGAAGUGUAGUGGUUAUGUAAACUCUAUAGCAGCAUUAUUCCAUCGAAUCUGUAGCAAUGUGAUAUUAAAGACUCUACAGUGGAGUGAAUCUAGACUCCACAUUAGGGUGAAUCUGGAGUCCACGGCAGAGUGAGUCUAGA